CAAUCCGAAGCCCAAACACAAAGAGGGUAGGAUCAGUGGUUUAGUUGAGCUGACACAUUUUUCCACAUCUCGGCGUGGAGAGUGGAGAGUGUGGGGAGGUUUUCCCGCCAAAAUCCGUGCAGAUUUAUUUUCAAAAUCAGUCCGAAGGGAAGGAGAGGAGGCUUCUCCUGCACUUCUUCCCCCCCCUAUUCUAUCUUUCUUCCAUUUCAAUUUCACAGAGACAACAGAGACUGAGACGGCUCCAUAAUCACGAUUUUCCGCUUUGUUUUGGUUACAAUUGUAGCAAACCAAGGACUACAGCACUCACCAGUCGCCAGCUAGCUCUGUUCUCCAAUCUCCAUGUCUAAGAAACGGGGACUCUCUUUGGAGGAGAAGCGUGAGAAGAUGCUUCAGAUAUUUUACGAGUCGCAGGACUUCUUUCUUCUCAAGGAACUCGAGAAGCUCGGUCCUAAGAAAGGUGUAAUCACUCAGUCCGUGAAAGAUGUCAUCCAGAGUCUUGUGGACGACGACCUGGUUUUAAAAGACAAAAUAGGAACAUCGGUAUACUUUUGGAGCCUUCCUAGCAGUGCGGGAAAUCAGCUGAAGAAUGUAUCCGACAAACUUAAAUCUGAUUUGGAAAGCAGUAAUAAGCGGUACAAGGAGCUUGUUGAACAGUCUGCAGCCCUAAAGAAGGGGCGUGAAGAAUCAGAUGAACGAGAGGUAGCCUUGACUGAGCUGAAAGGUCUUCAAGCAAAGCACAACGAGCUGAAGGAGGAGUUGGCAAAAUAUGCAGAUAAUGAUCCAGCUGCCUUCGAAGCAAUGAGUUCAGCGCCUGCUCUAAGGAAGCUAUCGACGUCGCCCAUGCAGCUGCAAACAGAUGGACAGGUACUUUUACCUCCUUGUAAAAGAGACCUGAAUCUUGUUUGCUCUGAUCAUGAUCUUCUUAAUGUUUCUUCGUGCUUGAAAAUGGCAGACAAUAUCUUCACCUUGAGGCAAUGGUGUUCAAAGAACUUCCCCCAAGCGACAGAGCAACUCGAUAACCUGUUCAAGGAGGUGGGGGUAACGGAUGAAUUUGACUACUUGGAGCUUGCACCUGCUCUCCCUCUCAAUUCUGUUAGCGUCCCCAAGGCUGAAGGCACUCCCUAGACUAUCUGGUUCACAGGCUCAUCUUUGCAAACUGGUGUAGAGUUGGCAUUAAGUAAAACACAUAUAAGAUUAUAUAAAGCCAUAAAACAUAAUUUGAUAUUAUAAUUGAUUAUUGGGUUAAUAUUCUAGAUUGGUCAGAAGUUUAAACGUCAAUUUUGACUAAAAGACAUUUAUAACCAACUUUUCAAAUCAAUAGGU
Messenger RNA from Linum tenue, 1323 nucleotides. Lineage: Eukaryota; Viridiplantae; Streptophyta; Magnoliopsida; Malpighiales; Linaceae. The record is from the annotation of a GenBank genome assembly.